Molecule: messenger RNA, 2570 nt
Organism: Cynocephalus volans (Philippine flying lemur)
Lineage: Eukaryota; Metazoa; Chordata; Mammalia; Dermoptera; Cynocephalidae
Gene: AGFG2
Product: ArfGAP with FG repeats 2
Exons: 13
Coding region: 99-1571 (490 amino acids)
Biological process (GO): intermediate filament organization; spermatid nucleus differentiation; acrosome assembly
Cellular component (GO): cytoplasmic vesicle; membrane; cytoplasm
Molecular function (GO): GTPase activator activity
Source: RefSeq, a predicted model, not a curated record
CUCGAGCUGCUGUCAGGAAAGCCGGGUGUGCGGAGGCGGUGGAAGGAGGCAGUGGUUGAAGGGGCAAUUCCUGACUUGCGGGGAGGGAGUGGGCAGCAAUGGUGAUGGCGGCGAAGAAGGGCCCAGGCCUGGGUGGCGGGGUCGGCGGGGGGAAGGCGGAGGCGGAGGCGGCCUCGGAGGUGUGGUGCCGCCGGGUGCGAGAGCUGGGCGGCUGCAGCCAGGCCGGGAACCGCCACUGCUUCGAGUGCGCUCAGCGGGGGGUCACCUACGUGGAUAUCACCGUGGGCAGCUUCGUCUGCACCACCUGCUCCGGCCUCCUGAGAGGACUGAACCCCCCUCAUCGUGUAAAAUCUAUCUCCAUGACAACUUUCACUGAGCCUGAAGUAGUAUUCCUGCAAUCCCAUGGAAAUGAGGUUUGCAGGAAGAUUUGGCUAGGUCUGUUUGAUGCUCGGACAUCUUUAGUACCAGAUUCCAGGGAUCCUCAGAAGGUGAAGGAGUUUCUACAGGAAAAAUACGAGAAGAAGAGAUGGUAUGUCCCCCCAGACCAAGUCAAGGGGCCCACUUUUACCAAAGGCAGUGCCUCCACUCCUGUGCAGGGCUCCAUCCCAGAAGGGAGGCCCCUGCGGACACUUCUGGGUGAUCCUGUGCCAUCUCUCUCAGUUGCUGCCUCCACCUCAAGCCAGUCUGUCAGUCAGUCUCAGGCGCGGACACCACAGGCCCGGAGCUCCCAGCCACCCCCACCCUCCUCUGUCAAGAAAGCCAGUACCGACCUGCUGGCUGACAUCGGUGGAGACCCCUUUGCUGCUCCCCAGCUGGCACCAGCUUUUGCUGCAUUCCCAGCCUAUGGGAGUCAGACACCUUCCCAUGGGGGCUUUGCCAACUUUGAUGCCUUUGCUGGUAGCCCCAGCUCUUCAGCAUUUGGAAGCAUCCCUCCCAUUGGCCAAGCCCCGUUCCAGGCCCAGCCAGCACCCGCAGCCAGUCGGAUGCUAAGUGGAAGUUACAGCUUUGGGAGCAGCCAGGUGGCUCCAUUUGGUGCCACUCCUCUUGCACCUGCCAGCCAGCCAAACAGCCUCACAGAUAUGGGCAGCCUCCUGGGGCACGCGGUGUCAACCGGAGGUAUCCGGAGCAGUGUCUUCGGAAUAGCCGGCCAGGUCCCCAUGCUCCAGUCUGCCACGACUGGUGGCAGCAGCAGCAGCACAGGGCUUGCUUUUGGAGCCUUUACCAACCCUUUCACAGUCCCUGCCACCCAGCCCCAGCUGCCUUCCACCAACCCGUUCCAGCCUAACGGCUUGGCCCCAGGGUCUGGCUAUGGGAUGAGCAGCGCAGGGCCUGGCUUCCCCCAGACAGCGCCAGCCACCGGGGCCUUUGCCAGCGCCUUACCAGCACCACUGUUACCCCCUCAGACCUCGCUGCCUCAGCAGCAGAAUGGCUCUUCCUUCGGGGACUUAGGGUCAGCCAAGCUGGGUCAGAGGCCACUGAGCCAGCCAGCCUGCAUUUCCACCAACCCCUUCAUGACUGGAUCCUCGUCAAGCCCAUUUCCCUCCAAACCUCCAACCAACCCAUUCUUGUAGUACUGUGUCCUUGGGGGCCUCUGCCCUGCUUUUUGGGGCCGUUCUCCUCCUCAGAGUUCUGGGGACCACUUGCCUGUGGGUAUUUCUGUGGGUCUGAGAGCAGAAUGGGCCCUGUUUGGCAGGGUGGGGCUGUGGAGAUGGUGGAUGCUUUGCUUGGGGCUUACCGAUGAAAGGCAGGAGGCCCAGGAGGAGUGAAGGCAGGGCCUGGCCUGGAGUAACGAUGGUGAUGUAUUUUUUUCAAAUUCUUAGUUAUGAUGACAACCCUCCUCCUCUCCUGCCCUCACUCCCAGCCCCGUGGGUGGAGGAAGUUGGGGACACAGAGUGACCAUCCUUCCCCCAUGGGACAGUUCUUCCCCACACCCAGCUCUGCAGCACAGCGCCUCAUGCAUAGAUGCACAGUGGGGAAAGUAAAGAUGAGGUGUGGUGUCGACGGGAGGCAGUGACCAGACAACCCUGGGGCCCAGGAGACCUGUGUGGCCCGAAUGCCGUGGUGUCCCCCUCCCCGUGGUUUUGCUUCCCCGGCUCCACUCCCUCAUCCUGGGCCGUCAGGAUGAAUAGUUUUACCUGCGUACUUACACACGCCCAACUCCUGUCAAGCACUUUAGUUAGCCAUUGGUGUCAUGUUUGGAUACCAGUGUUUUAUAUUUAUACAUAGAGAAUUUUCUAAUAUAGACUAUUAUAUCUAUAUAUACACAUACACAUACAUACAUAUAUAUACAUAUAAACAUAUGCACACAUAUACACAUCCAGCCAUGUUCCCUCUCCCAGACAGCUCUUCAACGUGGAGAAUGGGAUGAAUCCCCUUCUGUGCCUGGACCGUCAAAGCUGGAUCUCCAGGUGGGGAGGGGGAGGACAGCCCUCCUGACCACCCCAGAGCUGGGGCUUUUCCAGGGAAAGGUUUUCUGCAAUUGGCUGGGGUUUUUUUCUUUCCUUUUUCCACAUGCCUCCCCUGCCCCCAAAUCUCUGUACCAAAGCUCAUCGCAAGCAAUGUUGGAAAAG